This is a messenger RNA of Thamnophis sirtalis, 2136 nucleotides long. NCBI's taxonomy places the organism in Eukaryota, Metazoa, Chordata, Lepidosauria, Squamata, Natricidae. The record is from RefSeq and is a predicted model, not a curated record.
AUGGAGUACAUCUUUGGUUUGGGAAGCUUUGCCCUAGGCAUGUUGGAGGAUUUUGCGUUGUCUUCCAAAGAGAUAACUGUGAGGUUUGGUGAGACUCUGCUGGCCUUUGUGUCAAAGCCCAAAGACAGAUUCCUACCCAAAAAUUACCAGCAGUUCCUGGCCUUGAUGUUUGCUGUCCUUGAGGUGAACAAGGAUCUGCUUCUUCUUCCCAACAUCACCCUUGGCUUCCGCAUCUAUGAAAAUCUGAAGAUGGAGAGGAAGAUUUUCUUAUACAGCCUCUUCCUGCUCUCCACACGGCGCCGAAUGCUUCCAGGUUACAAAUGUGACAGAAAGGACCCACUGCUCUCUGCCAUUGGAGGUCACAACUCUAAAUCCUCAAGGCAGAUGGCCUCCAUCUUCAGCAUCUUCAAGGCCCCACAGCUUGGUGUUGGCUUUGAGUUCACUCAAGGAGACAGAAGAGUUUAUCCUUCUUUCUUCCGGAUUAAUCCCAGUGAAUCUGCUCAGUAUGAGGGUCUAGUCCAGCUGCUCCUGCAUUUCCAGUGGAACUGGGUUGGGCUGGUGGCCAACAAAGAUGACAGUGGGGAACAUUUCGUCUCUUCUCUGAUGCCAAUGCUGAAGGAGAAGGAGAUAUGCCUGGCCUUCACUGAAAUAAUGAAAUUUGAUUUUUACACUCAUGAAGAUACAAAUUUAUAUCACAUUUUCAACACUUUGUCUAAAGGUGAAGUGAUUAUUUUUUUUGGAGACUACAGUAGUAAUACAAAUGCACAGAUAGCUGUGUUUGCUUAUAAAAAACAGAGAUAUGAAUCGUUACUGAAAGUUUGGAUCUUUACAUCCAAUUGGAAACUUAAUGUGAUGAAGUCUGAAUCUAUGUUACUUGUUAUAAAGCACUACCAUGGGGCUUUGCAUUUUAGGGACCACAGCAGGGAUGUCUCAGAAUUCAACAAUUUUCUCGUGUCUUUAGACCCUUUAAAUCCACAAGGGAAUUUCUUUCUCCCUCUAUGGUGGACACUGAUCUUUGGCUGCAAUGUUCACAAACCAGGAGAGAUCCUUCAAAAGGGGGAAAAGCCAUGUACUGGAAAGGAGAAUUUACAGAAUGUGCCAGCCUACCUUUUCGAAACAAGCAUGACAGGUGAAAGUUAUAAUAUCUACAAUGCUAUUUAUGCUGUGGCACAUGCAUUCCAUGCAAUGCAUGGAUCAGGAACACGACCAGCUAUGAUGAGACUUGGAAAGAAGAUCUUAGAUGUCCGGUCAUGGCAGAAGGUGCCCUUUGCCAGGUGUGGCAUGAAAAGGUGCCAAGCAGGAGAGAGGAAGAGAGUUCCAGAGGGCGAGCAGGUUUGCUGCUACCAAUGUGCCCCUUGCCCAGAAGGCACCAUUUCUAAUCAGACAGAUGCAGCUUCCUGUGAUCCCUGCCCAGAAGACCAAUAUCCCAACAUGGACAAAGACCACUGCAUUGCCAAGAAGAACCACUUCCUUGCCUACCAAGAGCCUCUGGGAUAUACUUUAGCUUUGCUCACACUUUCUCUCUCCGUAAUCACAUUGGGAGUCCUGACAAUUUUCCUUAAACACCGUGACACACCAAUAGUCAAGGCAAAUAAUCGAGAUCUGACAUACAUCCUCCUAGUCUCCCUCCUGUUCUGCUUCCUCUGCUCCUUCCUCUUCAUUGGUCGACCCAGGAAGCUCACCUGUCUCUUCCGACAAACCACCUUUGCCAUUAUCUUUGCCCUUGCAGUUUCCUCUGUCUUGGCAAAAACAGUCACAGUGGUUCUGGCCUUCAUGGCCACCAAGCCAGGGAACAAGGCAAGGAAAUUCUUAGGAAAGCCAUUGACCAACUCCAUUGUCUUAGGCUGUCCACUGGUCCAAGCAGUUCUUUGUGCCACUUGGCUGGCAACCUCUCCCCCAUUUCCCAGCUUAGAUUUCCAUUCCUUGAUAGGAGAAACCAUCUUGGAAUGUAAUGAAGGCUCAGGUUCAAUGUUUUACACUGUUCUGGCCUACCUGGGUUUUCUGGCUCUUGUGAGUUUCACAGUGGCCUUUCUGGCCAGGAAAUUGCCUGACAGCUUUAAUGAAGCCAAGUUCAUUACUUUUAGCAUGCUGGUCUUUUGCAGUGUUUGGAUCUCAUUCCUCCCCACNUUUGAAUAG